UUCCCGCUUCUGUGUCUAUCUGUAUAAUUCAGCCAGCCCUGGCGGCAUCCCUGUCCUCGGUGUACUCCACAUAUAAUACUGGCAGUUUUCCAAUGGAAUGCCCCUCUUCUCCUCAAGUCCUUGUCGUUUUACUCUGACUCAUCAUCUUAGUAAUAGAUAGUACUGAGUCUUUCUUUAUUAGUCCGUCCUACUCUUGUGUCUUGUCACAGAGCGUUACCUGAGCUUUCAGAUUUUCAGCUGCUGCUUCAGGAACAUUAGUAGCAAAUUGAGAGAAAAAUAGAAUAAUAGGAGUGCUUACCAGUAAUCUGAGUAGCUUCUGAUAUUCUGAGUUAAUCCAUUUGAGUAGACUGGUGGUGACCAUGGAUUGCGUUUACAAAGACCCAAAUGCUCCCGUUGAAGCCAGAGUCAAGGACCUUCUAUCCCGCAUGACUCUUGAGGAGAAGAUCGGUCAGAUGACCCAGAUCGAACGCAGCGUCGCCACUCCCGAUGCCGUCAAAAACCGUUUCAUAGGAAGUGUCUUGAGUGGUGGAGGGAGCAAGCCGUUUGAGAAGGCCAACUCGGCGGACUGGGCAGAUAUGAUCGAUGGGUUUCAGAAGGGAGCUGUAGGGUCGAGGCUGGGCAUUCCCAUUUUCUAUGGUGUGGAUGCGGUUCAUGGCAACAACAAUGUCUAUGGUACUACUAUCUUUCCUCAUAACAUUGGCCUCGGUGCCACCAGGGAUGCUGAUCUAGUUAAAAGGAUAGGGCAAGUAACUGCUCUUGAAGUUAGGGCCUGUGGUGCUCAUUAUUCCUUUGCUCCAUGUGUUGCUGUUGCUAAAGAUCCAAGAUGGGGAAGAUACUAUGAGAGUCACGGUGAAGAUACAGAACUUGUUAGAAAGUUCUCCUGCCUUGUCACAGGUUUGCAAGGACAGCCGCCUGCAGGGCACCCGAAUGGCUACCCUUUUCUUGCUGGGAGAAAAAAUGUUAUGGCAUCUGCUAAGCAUUUCGUUGGUGAUGGGGGAACUGAUAAAGGUAUCAACGAGGGGAAUACUAUAUUGGCAUAUGAGGAGUUGGAGAGGAUCCACAUGGCGCCAUAUCUAGAUUGUCUAUCUCAAGGCGUUUGUACUGUAAUGGUAUCCUACAGCAGCUGGAAUGGAAGUAGACUCCAUACUGAUCACUUUCUUCUGACAAAAGUAUUGAAAGAGAAGCUGGGAUUCAAGGGUCUGGUUAUUUCAGAUUGGGAAGCACUUGACCGGCUUUACCAUCCACAUGGCUCAAACUAUCGUCAAUGUAUAUUGUCUACAGUCAAUGCAGGAAUUGACAUGGUCAUGGUGCCUUUUAGAUAUGAACUGUUUUUGGAGGAGCUGUUAUCUUUGGUACAAUCUGGGGAAAUACCAAUGGACAGGAUUAAUGAUUCUGUUGAAAGGAUAUUGAGAGUCAAAUUUGUUGCCGGACUCUUUGAGCAUCCAUUCACGGACAGAUCUUUGCUUGAGUUGGUUGGUAGUAAGCCUCAUCGAGAAUUAGCACGUGAAGCUGUUCGAAAGUCUUUAGUUUUGUUGAAGAAUGGAAAGGAUCCAAAGAAACCCUUUCUUCCAUUAGAUAGGAAAGCAAAAAGAGUUCUUGUCACGGGAGUACAUGCAGAUGACCUUGGGUAUCAGUGCGGAGGUUGGACUUGCACCUGGACUGGAACCAGUGGCAGGAUAACCAUAGGCACAACCAUAUUGGAUGCAAUAAAAGAAGUAGUGGGAAGCAACACAGAAGUGGUAUAUGAGAAAAAUCCUUCGCCAGAAACCUUUACCAGCGAAGAAUUUUCCUUCGCCAUUGUAGCGGUUGGUGAGAGUCCAUAUGUGGAAACUGGAGGGGAUGACCCAGUGCUCAAAAUUCCUUUUAAUGGAGAUGAACUCAUAAGCACAGUUGCUGACAGAGUUCCAACUGUGGUAAUUCUGAUUUCAGGGAGGCCCUUGGUUUUAGAGCCCUCAACUUUGGAAAAGGCAGAAGCGUUUAUAGCUGCUUGGUUGCCUGGAACUGAAGGAAGGGGGAUCACAGAUGUCCUCUUUGGAGAUCAUGCAUUUCACGGACGCCUCCCAGUGACGUGGUUUAAAAGCGUUGAUCAACUGCCAAUGCAUAUAGAAUCAAAUUCAUAUGACCCUCUUUUUCCUUUGGGCUACGGGUUGACAGGCAAGAAUGAAGAAAUGUAAUUUUUUUUUUUUUUUAAAAAAAAGUGACAUUUGCUGGCCGUCCAGGACCAAAUUCAUGAGAGGUGUUGUGAUAAAUUAGACCUCCAGUAGUUAAUAAAUUUAAAGCUCUUAGACUAUGUCCAAACCUUUUA
Messenger RNA from Coffea arabica (coffee), 2305 nucleotides. RefSeq lists its product as uncharacterized. Gene Ontology annotation, molecular function: beta-glucosidase activity. The record is from RefSeq and is a predicted model, not a curated record. NCBI's taxonomy places the organism in Eukaryota, Viridiplantae, Streptophyta, Magnoliopsida, Gentianales, Rubiaceae. Gene Ontology annotation, biological process: glucan catabolic process.